AUGCCGUUUGAUACGCUCCAAAGAUCACAUAAGCGUAUACGAUCCAACACAUGUUUUAUUGACGACGAUGCCGACAUUUACUAUUAUUCCCCGCCGAGUGAUGGGGUUGGUUGCUUUUACGACAACAAUGCAUGGCCAUUUACCACCACUACACCGAUAUUACCAGUGACCCCUUACUUGGAUAAUCAUACUACGACGACUGAUUUGGGGUCAUUGUCGUCACCACCACCUACACCCUUCGAGACAUCGAGCAUGGAGGACAAUAACACCAUCAUUCAGCAGCAUCACGAGCCAUCGUCACCCUCCUCCACCAAUGAUGAUCCAUCCAUGUUUUCCAAAUUGAAUCUGUCAUACACUGAACUUGGGAUCAACAUGGAAGCACGAUUAUCAAGUGCCACCGAUCUACGUAUGUUGAUUGACACAUUCAGCAAACUUUGCACCAUUGGUGUGGGGCAGGAGCAUAAUCGAAUGUCAACAACAUCAUCCCCGACUCCAGCCGACAAGAAGGGUAUUAUUUUACCUCGGAAUACCAGCUCACGUACACGACCCGUGAAUCAUUUCAAGCCUGUAACAGGGCCAUUGGUGCUUGAAUUGCCUCAAAUGAUAAGCUUGAGGCAGGUGACAGAUGCAUGUGUGCACACGUACUUUGAAUGCUGGGUGCGAUACAUGCCAGUGCUGCACAAGAAUGAAUUUCUAGAAUGGUACCAAUCCCAUCCAUCACCCACCGAUACGCUUAUUGUCAAUGCAUUAUGUGCCUUUGUAUUUAGACAUAUGGUCAUUCACCACAACACUUUACAUCCCGAUUUACAAGAAGAUCAGGAAGCAUUCUUCCUCAGUAGAGCACGUGAUUGCCUUGCUCAAUCCUUUGAUUGCCCUGAUCGACAUACAGUAGUCGCAUUGCUAUUCAUUGGUCGCAGAGCAGAACCAUCACGACGACAUUAUUAUGCAUCCAUGGCAAUGGCAUGUUUACACGAACUCGAAAUUUAUCCACGCAUGAUUCAAACAACAACAACAUCAACACCAACAACAACACCAAAAGCAAUGGAUACCAUGGCAACAGUAACAACAACAGCAACCAAUGAUGAUUUGGAUGAGGAGGAGCAACAAGAUGAUGAAAAAGCAUAUGCAGAGGAAAUGGAUACACGGCUAUGGUGGUACGCAUGGGGUGUGGACUUUUCACUCUAUUCUAGCGGCACACCAAAGAGCACGCCACAACCUCGUUGUCCAGGUCAAAUUGAUCUUCCACGCGUAUUCGAACAAGAUAUCGACGAUGGUGAAUGGGGCGUCUUGAUGAACCAACAUUGCUUGCGCUUUUGGCGUAUUCAAGCCGGCAUUGUCCAGUCAUUGUACGCCAAUGACGAUCGUGAGUUGACGGUGGAUGAGCUCCAUGCAUACGACAAGGAGAUACUGGACGUGUACGAGGGAUUACCAGCCUAUUUGCGAUUAGAGAGUGGAUUCGAAUAUGGUGACGAGGAGCUCUUUGUAGCUUGCUUGCGCGUGAAUGUGGAAUUCAAUGCAACCCGGCUCAUCUUGCAUAAUCUUUUUAUGCCUGAGGACAAUGAUCCACACCCAAGCCCUUUUGCUCUCGAGUCGCUCAACAUUUGUCUCUCCAUGUGCCUACGUCAAUUGAGAACACUCAACACCUACUUCAAGAUCAAGACGGGUCAUUGUGGAUUUGACAGGGAUGAACUAUGGCGUGCAGCUGAAGUCAUUACUACGGCGAUGGAUAUUUAUCGUGCUACGGGAUCACCUGCUAUUGUGAAGAACAUUGAUAUUGCUGAAUUCAACGAUGCUCUCGAACGUGCACUUGUCAUCAUCAAAAAGACAAGGGAUUACCAGGUCAAGAGAAGGGAUUGGCUUUUAUUGGCAGAUUGGUUGCAAAGCGAGAUUCAACGGCAUGAACGACAACAACGUCGACGGCGUAGUAGUAGCAGUAGUACUACUACAAGCAGCAGCAGCAGCAGCACCACUAGCCAGCAUCGACGUCGACGAUCUUGUCAAAGAAGAAAAUCCAAUACCCCUGAUCAUUACUUGGCCAAUCUCAAAUAUCCCUUGUCCCCUCCUCCACCCACCACAGCACAAACUGCACAACAAUACCAACAACAACAACAAUCAGCAUCCACAACUACAUUUGUAUCAUACCCUUCUUCCUCUCCACAACAACAAUCACAACCACCACCAGCAUCCAACAACAACAACAACAACAAUGGCAAUCAAUCAUCACCCGUAAACACGAUUCCUGAAGAUCCAUUUAUUCAUUUUACGCCAGCUCCACCUCCAACACCAAAGUCAUCAUCACGAUCCACACCACCCAAUACAACCCCAUCAUCAGCUGUCUUUACUACAUCCACCAAAGGCCAAACCCGUUUUCGAUAUUUUAAUCCACGCAAGAUGAACAAGUUUCUCUUUAUCGAUGAAAAUCCUGCUCUUUCUCUAUAA
Messenger RNA from Lichtheimia ornata, 2439 nucleotides. RefSeq lists its product as uncharacterized. The record is from RefSeq and is a predicted model, not a curated record. Bases 1 to 2439 code for a protein of 812 amino acids. NCBI's taxonomy places the organism in Eukaryota, Fungi, Mucoromycota, Mucoromycetes, Mucorales, Lichtheimiaceae. The transcript has a single exon.